AUAAUCGCAGUGGCCACUCUCUCUUCCACGAUGCGCUGCAUCACAUUCACAUGCGCUCGUCGAGCCGCAUACUCGUUCGGCUCGUGGUCGAAAUUCCAGUUCUAGUAAUAUCAGCAGCUGAUAGCAUCAAGCUCUGGCAUUUGGAUCGUCACAUAAGGGUAGGAUUUGGCGUUGACUUGGUCGGGAGUAACCCCAUCGACCCAGUCGACAUGAAAGUCGGUAAUCGACGCACCCAGGAUAAUAUUAUCCCGCUUAUCCGGUCUGCUGGGGAGGUUUAUUCCGAAAAUCUUGUGAACCUGGUCUUUUGUCAGCAGGAGAGUUGAUGCUUCGAGCAAACCGAUUCAUACACCCAGAGUCUCAUUGCGAAUAGCCUGGAUGUCUCUCCAGACCCCCCGCGAGCCUCCCCGCACCGAACCUCGAGCAUGAGGACCCGGCCAUAUAAUGAAGAGGAUCACGAUCACUCCGACCACGUAGAGAAGGGGUCGGAGGAGCCGUUUCUGCACUGUCGACAUGACCAUGUUUAUCUGGGC
Aspergillus wentii DTO 134E9 is the source of this 530-nucleotide messenger RNA. RefSeq lists its product as uncharacterized. The coding region runs from base 51 to 323 and encodes 90 amino acids. The transcript has 2 exons. The record is from RefSeq and is a predicted model, not a curated record. Lineage: Eukaryota; Fungi; Ascomycota; Eurotiomycetes; Eurotiales; Aspergillaceae.